AUGUAAAAAUUAAAUUCUGAAUUUUGAUGAAAAUGUUGGAAAAAAUAUUUCAUCCUUUUACAUAUUUUUCUGACAAGAACUAAUAAUCUGUAGCUAAGUAUGUCUCUCAAGGUCGCUAUAUUGAAAUAUAUUUUAUACAAUAUUCAUCAAAUUUGAUGUUUGAUCUUUAUUCAAUAAUACUAAAUAUACCUCAAAUAUAUUUUCUGUAUGUUCAAAGUCUAAAACCUACCAUUAUGUAUGUAAUAUCUUUUUGGGUAAAUUUCGCUACAGCGACUUCAAAAUUUGAAAAACAGUGCUUCUGAUUGAAUGGCAGGAAAUAUCAAAGACUGGUCUUCAUUUGUAAAAGAUGGCCUAUUAGAUUCAGGACUGUUCAGCGGUGUAGGACUUAUCACCAAACAAAGCAAACCCACAUAUACAUAUGGAUCUCUAACUGACAUAGAACAGUCCUGUUGGAAGCAGUUUUGUGACUUAUUCCAACUUUGGAGCAGCACAAAUGAGCAAGUUACUUCAAAGAAUCAGUUAUCAUUGACUUUUAAAGACAGCAAACAUGUCAGCUAUAAAAUCUACAAGAAAACAUUCUGCAGUGUGUAUGCAACAUCAGAGAGGAAUCAAGAGGGACUGGUUGUCUGCAAUCUUCCAUAUGGUAUACUCAUUGUCACCCAUUCACAGCCACAACCUGGUGUUAAAGCUAUAAAACUUAUUGAACAAUUCUGUGACCAACUAAGAAGGUGAUGCAUAGUGGGAAUUUUAUUGAGGGCUGUAUUGCGGUUGGAAUAUGGACCAGGAAUGCAUAAAGCUGGAUUUUAAUCUUAAAUGAACAAAUGUUGGCUAGCGUAAAUUGAGCCUUUGUCUACGCCUCUCUUUGAUUUUCCCAGACUUAAAACACAUGCAAACUUGGUAAACUAUGACCACUCUAAGUGAGGUAUUACACUAUGUGAGUCAUGUUACAUAUUCAUUAGGGAGCAUUCAAAAUAUCA
Molecule: messenger RNA, 977 nt
Organism: Owenia fusiformis
Lineage: Eukaryota; Metazoa; Annelida; Polychaeta; Sabellida; Oweniidae
Source: the annotation of a GenBank genome assembly